CCAGAGCCUUGUAAAGUGUCAAGUCAAUGAGUACGUCACUUCCUUCUCGUUACAGUACAAAAAAUCCUCCAUUCCUAGUUCUCUAUUCUCUUCCGGUGAUUCCUCACGAUCGUGUGUAGAUUCGUGAGAGGUAGCCAUGGGGAGACGUCCUGCAAGAUGUUAUCGUUACUGCAAAAACAAGCCGUAUCCCAAGUCACGGUUUUGCCGGGGUGUGCCAGACCCGAAGAUCAGGAUCUUUGAUCUUGGCAAAAAGAAGGCACGAGUGGAGGACUUCCCACUCUGUGUGCAUUUGGUGUCGGACGAGUACGAGCAGCUGAGCUCUGAGGCGCUAGAGGCUGGCCGCAUUUGCGCCAACAAGUACAUGGUCAAGAAUUGCGGAAAGGACCAGUUCCACAUCCGCAUGCGGCUCCACCCCUUCCACGUUAUUCGCAUCAACAAGAUGUUGUCAUGCGCUGGAGCUGACAGGCUCCAGACUGGGAUGCGAGGUGCCUUCGGGAAGCCCCAGGGCACAGUUGCACGUGUCAGGAUUGGCCAACCGAUCAUGAGCGUACGUUCUAGCGACAGGUACAAGGCUUCAGUCAUCGAGGCACUCAGGCGAGCAAAGUUCAAGUUCCCUGGACGUCAGAAGAUCUAUGUCUCUAAGAAGUGGGGAUUCACCAAGUACGAAAGGGAUGUGUAUGAGCAGUUGAGAAAUGACGGGAGGUUGGAGAACGAUGGUUGUAACGUCAAGUACCGACCGGAGCAUGGACCCCUGGAUGUCUGGAAGAAGAACCAACAUGAUUUUAUGGUACCCGCUUAGUUCCACUUAUGUUCAAAAUAAACCUGUUUGAACUUUGUUUUUA
Molecule: messenger RNA, 842 nt
Organism: Homalodisca vitripennis (glassy-winged sharpshooter)
Lineage: Eukaryota; Metazoa; Arthropoda; Insecta; Hemiptera; Cicadellidae
Product: 60S ribosomal protein L10-like
Biological process (GO): ribosomal large subunit assembly; translation
Cellular component (GO): cytosolic large ribosomal subunit; ribosome
Molecular function (GO): structural constituent of ribosome
Source: RefSeq, a predicted model, not a curated record